This is a messenger RNA of Lynx canadensis (Canada lynx), 7524 nucleotides long. It is a transcript of the gene REPS2, whose product is annotated as RALBP1 associated Eps domain containing 2. Gene Ontology annotation, cellular component: plasma membrane; cytoplasm. Gene Ontology annotation, molecular function: protein binding; calcium ion binding. NCBI's taxonomy places the organism in Eukaryota, Metazoa, Chordata, Mammalia, Carnivora, Felidae. The transcript is spliced from 19 exons. The coding region runs from base 16 to 2061 and encodes 681 amino acids. Gene Ontology annotation, biological process: endosomal transport; endocytosis. The record is from RefSeq and is a predicted model, not a curated record.
CCCCUUCCAGGCCCCAUGGAGGCGGCGGCGGGCGGGGGCUGCGGCUCUGGGCCGCCUCUGCUGCUGAGCGAGGGCGAGCAGCAGUGCUACUCCGAGCUCUUCGCGCGUUGCGCCGCCGCCGGCGCCGCAGGCGGGGGCCCCGGGUCCGGGCCCCCCGAGGCCGCCAGAGCCGUCCCCAGCGCGGCCACCGCAGCCGCGGGCCCUGUGGCCGACCUGUUCCGGGCGUCACAGCUGCCCGCCGAGACGUUGCACCAGAUCACAGAACUGUGUGGUGCAAAGCGGGUUGGUUAUUUUGGUCCAACACAGUUUUACAUUGCCUUAAAAUUGAUUGCUGCAGCACAGUCUGGCCUUCCUGUACGGAUAGAGAGUAUUAAAUGUGAACUGCCGCUGCCUCGCUUUCUGAUGUCAAAGACCGAUGCUGAGAUCCGAUUUGGGAACCCGACUGAACUGCAUGGAACUAAGGUUCAGAUUCCAUAUUUAAUCACAGAAAAAAAUACCUUCAAAAGAAUGGACGAUGAGGAUAAACAGCAGGAAACACAGUCUCCCACGAUGUCACCCCUCGCCUCCCCUCCUUCUUCCCCGCCUCAUUACCAGAGGGUGCCCUUGAGCCAUGCCUACGGCAAACUGCGGAGCAACACGGAGCAGAUGCAUCCAGCUCCUUAUGAAGCUAGACAGCCCCUUGUCCAGCCUGAAGGACCCUCAUCGGGGGCCCCAGGAACCAAACCCCCUCGCCAUCAGGCUUCCCUUAUUCGGUCCUUUUCCGUGGAGAGAGAACCGCAGGAUAACAACAGUAAUUACCCAGAUGAACCCUGGAGGAUAACAGAAGAACAGCGCGAGUACUAUGUCAAUCAGUUCCGAUCCCUUCAGCCUGACCCGAGCUCCUUCAUUUCAGGUUCUGUGGCCAAGAACUUCUUCACCAAAUCAAAGCUUUCCAUUCCAGAACUCUCCUACAUAUGGGAACUGAGUGAUGCUGACUGUGAUGGAGCCCUGACCCUGCCUGAGUUCUGUGCUGCAUUUCAUCUCAUCGUGGCCCGGAAAAACGGCUACCCGCUGCCAGAGGGCCUGCCUCCGACUCUGCAGACAGAGUACCUGCAAGCAGCUUUUCCUAAGCCCAAGCGGGAGUGUGCAUUAUUUGAUUCUUAUUCUGAGUCAAUGCCUGCAAACCAACAACCCCGUGACUUGAAUCGGAUGGAGAAGCUAUCUGUUAAAGACAUGGCUGACUUUCCUGUCCCAACUCAAGAUGUGACUAGUGAUGACAAACAAGGUUUGAAAAGUACUGCGGAUGAAGCCUUAGCAAAGGACGUGUCUGAGGAUCCAGCUACUUCUAAGGAUUCCAACAGCCUCAAAGCAAGACCAAGAUCCAGAUCUUACUCUAGCACCUCCAUAGAAGAGGCCAUGAAAAGGGGCGAGGACCCUCCCACCCCUCCACCGCGGCCACAGAAAACCCACUCCAGAGCCUCCUCCUUGGAUCUGAAUAAAGUCUUCCAGCCCAAUGUGCCAGCUACUAAGUCAGGAUUGUUACCUCCGCCGCCUGCGCUCCCUCCAAGACCUUGUCCAUCACAGAUUUCCCAUCUCAGGGUAAACAGUAAGCGCAGUGCUCAGCGCAGGCCUCCAACUCAGCUGCCUAACUAUGGAGAUUUCAGACUGCAGAAACAGUCUGAGCAAGCGCCUGAGGCUGAAAUACACCCCCAGCUGAACAGAGCCCCCUCCCAAGCUGCAGAGAGCAGUCCAGCAAAGAAGGACAUACCGUAUUCUCAGCCUCCAUCAAAGCCCAUCCGAAGGAAAUUCCGACCUGAAAACCCAGCUACAGAAAACCAAGACACUUCUACCGCUGUUGGUGGGCCAGCAUCGGCAGCGACUGUGAAACCCCACGCGGCAGUCCAAAAACAGUCUUCCAAACAGAAGAAGGCUAUUCAAACUGCUAUCCGCAAAAAUAAAGAGGCAAACGCGGUGCUGGCCCGGUUGAACAGUGAACUCCAGCAGCAGCUCAAGGAGGUUCAUCAAGAACGGAUUGCAUUGGAAAACCAAUUGGAACAACUUCGUCCAGUCACUGUGUUGUAAUCCCCAAGAUUCAAGUAACAGUAGGCGACUUUUUCUGCCAAGAUCUUUCCUUUGAAUGUUUCAACCCAACUACUUGUCAUAGAUGUCCAAGACUGUGUGAAAAGCUGUGAGCGGCAGAAUAUAAUCCAUGUUUCCUUUUCUCUUGUAGUUCACUUGUACCUUUUACUCUGGUGGAAAAAAUACAACCAGUUAUCACACUUGAAAUUGUAAUUAUCAGUGGAAUUUAUCUCACAUUCUUAAAUACUUCCUCAAGUUGUUAGAUGUUUCUCCUUACCAAAAACCAAUCUUCUAGCAAAUGAAAACAAGUUAGAGCAUUAUUUAUUUAAAGAAUUUAUGAUUUGUAUAAAACCUCAUAACCUAGUACCUUCAGGAUGCUUGUUUUAUUUUUGUAUGUAUAUCAAAUACAGUAGGUUGGUUUCCUGAAUAAUUGGGAUUCCAACUGGAUAGUCUUUGGCAUGAUGAUAAUAAAAACAAAAACUAAAACAAGAGCAUCAGAUUUAGACUGGCGCUGUGCCCUCUGCCACCAUAUGCCAAAACUGCUUCUUAGUGCCAUUUUGACAUUAUAUCUAGCUAUAAAUAAUACAUAACUAUUGUUUUCCGUUGGAUGGCAGAGAUUUAUUGGGUCUUUGCACCUCUGUAAAGUGGAAGUUUUGUCAGUGAUCUAUUUAACUUGGCCCAGCCAGGCCAUCAGCUCACAGAACUCGGUCCUUUCAUGUAAAUUUUUGUGCAAGAGCAAUCUGCUUUUUUAACUGCCUCACCCGCUUAAAUUGAACAAAUAGUUGCCAGAUCUCUACUUUUAUCCUGCAUGGGAUAACAUACCUGUAAAUGCAUGUAUUUGGAAACCGCCCGUCAGAUGCAAAAGGCUGAAGAGAUUGUUUGGACUGAUAAAUAUUUGUUGCUUGAACCCAGGUAUUCAACCUGGGGAAUAAGGGGAACUGGUUGUUACCAGCACUCCAACAACUCUGGGAGUUAUUUCUGUCCCUGUUAUUUUAACCUGAAUUGUGAUUGUAUUGAGUACAAAGAAAUAAUGAAAGAAACCCCAUCUUCACUCUGGGGGUACAACUGUUCGUUCUGUGUGAAGUGCACCCUGGGGAAGUGAUUGGUUUAUGUACAGCCCAGCGGAGCCCAGCUGACUCCAGCGUGUGUGAUGUAAAACCAUGAGCUCAAAUUGCAGAAGCCAGCAUGCUGUAGAAACUUUGAUCACCUGCUCCCCCUGAAAGCUCAAGUUCAAAGUGGGAAUCGGUCGACCCUCACAGGGGUCAGGGCAUGCCUGCUUUAACAUCACUUUGAGAGACUGAUUAUAAGAAAUACCGUCUCUUGUGCAUUUUACUAAUUUACCCAUUCUUAGAGUAGACGGGUGGGGUGUGCCUACGGUCCUUUCUGAAGUGCUUUAGGAUGGGUUUGCCGUAUGUGGGAUCAAGCCUCCGGUUUCAGUAGGUUGACGGCUCUUAGAAUAAGUGGGUGUUUAUUUAAUGCUUCCUUAUUUUACUUGCCAGCUUUAUCAAUAGCUUAAUAACAGAAGAGAAAGGCUCAAACAGAUGAUGUUUUCCCGAAGAAAAAUAAUUUGGUGGUUCUAUUCUGUGUGUAUUAAAGGAUGAUUUGGAAUUGAUUUGAUUUUGAAAAUCAAAAAACUUGAACUGUUUCUCUGUUCUCCCUUUCCUUCCCUUUUGGUUGCCUUUUCUGCCCCUCGGGGAGGGGUUUGGAGUCAUUUAAAACCCUUCCUAAGAUUAUAAAUGGGCGGUGCAAAUUUUUUAGAUAACCUCCUUUCCCAUGUUCUGAGACCUGGGGGCUGUAAGGAAUUUUAUCAAGUGUCCUCGUUGCACACAUUUGACAGCAUGAUUACCGUUUGUUAUGUUCCAUCCAGGAAAGACUGACACUGGCACUUCAUCUCAUAAUCUUCCAGGACAUACACACUCACUCGAGAUAGCGCCGCAUAGCCAUUGAGCAGGCACACAAAUGAAAGAAUGUUAGUCACUAUUCUACAUUUAAGAAAUAUUGAGAUGUUUUUCCCCAAUCAGUCCAUGCCGCAGUGAGACAAAUUAGGAUGUUCGGGUUUUGUUUACUUGGCUUGGUUUUCAUUAAAGGAACAAACUCGCGUUGGACAGUUAAAGCCCCAUGAGUCACAUAGCGUCACCCGUAUUUUAAGAUGAGCGCCGCAUUAAAGCCCACAUCAGUAAUGUCUAUGCCGAUCUUUCUUGACUGCAUUUAACAGUGACCACAGUUUAUUAGUUGCUCAGAAGUGGAUUUUAAAAGAGAAAACAAGUACGCACUAUUAUGAUUACCCGACUAGUGCUCAUCUUCUGUUCCUCUGUUUUCUUACGAUAUGCACUUUUAAUGUAGGACUAUAACUCCUGUUAAUGUUCCUGUGAGCCUUUAAUGUGACUUGUAGGAAGGCUGAGUUGGUGAAGUCACCGUUAGCCCUCUUCUAUAAAACCACUCCCAAAUUAGACCUACUCAUUGGGCAGAAUUCAAUGGACAGAAGGUCGGUGUUGCCCCCCGUCCAUGCAGGUUUAAUAAGCUGCUUGUUGAGUGGUCCUCCUCCAUAGGGUCCUGGUGCCCCAAAGCGGGAAGCGCAGCAGGAAUUGACAGCAGGCUUCCAGGUACCCUCAUGUGCCUUGUAUGUGGCCUACUGCUUUUGCCCCCUCCCUGUCCAUUAGAUAUGAAGCCAAAGCAGAAGGUGGAUAUCUGGAAUGGAAGUGCAUGUUGUGAUCAAGGCAGAUACUUGGAUUCGCUUUAGUUGGACGGAUCUAACCGCUUUAUAAAUAUUAGAGAGGUGCUUCGGGCCUGAUCGGGAGAGGAGACAUCUUGGCUGGAAGCCCAUUUUACUCUCAUUGGAGAAUGGGAUGUCCGAGCGGAGAGGACUUGGACCCGUCUCCUGCAGUUUGCUCUUGGGGAAGCCACACUUUCUAGCCCGAGAAUCCAUAGAAGGAGGUAACUAGUGGCAGAGCUGGGAUGCCAGCUGAUCUUAGGGAUUCUAAGUCAAGUCCUCCAGCCCCUAGCAAUACUAAAAAUAGAUUAGAAGGGUUUCUUCUAUUUACCAUGUUGAAUUUUAUUUACUUAGUAAGUUUUAAAGUAUGAAAACACGUUUCAGUGAGUUUUAGAUCUAGAUAUUCCUCUUAGAUUGAAGCAAAAAAUAAAAUUUGAAGGGAAAGAGUAUGAUUGAACUAUUUGUUCUUCUGAACACCUCACCUUUCAUGAUGCAAUAAAUUACUCUGAGUUUCUUGGCAGAACUUUUGACAGCUGUUGCUUUGAAUGGAUUCCAUUCCUGUAUUCCUUAUGGGAGUUUGUUUUUAAAAUAGACUACUGCGAUUGAAAUGAAUUCAAUAUGUAGUAAGUUACAGUUUUCUUCGCUGUAUCUUCAGUUAUGUGGGUUGCAAAUGUUCGAUUUCAGCAUAUUUUAGGGGGAGUAGUAAAACACACGAAUUGUCCUCUGAUUUCCUACCAAUGUCUGAACUAUCAUAAAGCACUCUUCAUAUGUGACUUGAUUCUAUAGUCUGUUUAUAAAUGAUAAUUUGUUUCUUAAACGAUCUCACAACCAUGGUAAUAAGAGAUGUGCACUCAGAAGAUCAAUAAGAAAAUAACCUGGAACGGAUGUUUUUCUUGCAAUUAAGACAGGCAUUUACAAAAGUCUUCUCCUAAGCAGUAGUUGGAAAGGUCUCAGUUACAGUAUAACACCUAACAGCUAAAAACAUUUGUUCAAAACAAACUUCAGUCACACCUCCUGACUAGACAUCACCAAAGGAAUGUGAUUUUAAAAGUAUGAAAAAAAAGAAUUUCAAAUAUCAGAGCGACCAGAUCUUCCCAUAUUAUUGACAAGUAGGGCUUAGUAGGUUGUGGUUUGAACAUUAUGAAUGUGAACAGAAUGUAGUAUCAGUUGAAAGGUCUUUUUCUCCUCUCGUUAAGUAGAGCAGAGGUGACUUUGGUUUCCCUUUCCAACCGGCUUACUCCCUUUUAAGUGUACUCUUUUAAAACUCCGCUUUCCAAGGAUCUUUUGAAUUUACACGUUAGCUAUGGGUGUUUUAUUAUGUUCUUUUUUUGCAUCAUGACUUGAUGUGGUUCAAGUUCCCUAGUAAGGGGUGGGGAUUUGGGUUUUUGGAAUUCCGAGGUGGCAUCUUGUCUUUAGGCACAGGCUAAGGGCUACUGCUCGCCAGUCCCAGCGGCUCGGCCAUGGGCGGCAGUGUGCAUGUGAGUCUUGCUCUAUGAGCCACCCUGCUUUGCUUGUUUGCAAUGAGAAAUGCAUCUAGUUUUGCGACCCCUCCAAGAGCAAAAGAACAGACAUGGGGGACCGGACUUCAAAAGCCGCGCAUAGUCAGUCCGGGGGCUGCUGCCCUCCUCCAAGAUCGGCCUUCAGAGGUUGCCUUACAAGUGCUCCCUGGAACAGCCAGUGUGUUACUGCGAGCAAGACAUCCCAGGCACAUGGCUCCUGUUAGGCUUAUAUAGUUAUUUUCUGCCUUUGCCGACAUACAUGAUGACGAAAGAAACUUUUCUAAAAGGCAUCGCGGGGUUUCGGUUGAGAGGACUUGUUCUACUUACAGAAACCUUGCUCUGUUCUUAAUAAUGGGAAAGUGUUUUUGUGUUUUGUGAGUUUUCCUGUCUUGCUCUAAGCUAAGUUCACGGCUGUGGGAAGCUGGAGAAAAUGGGCUCAUGACUCUGGAGACCAGAGGACGGGGACUUUUAAGAGGGCUUGAAUUGGAAUUCGAGGGCAAGUUCGACACUAGGGAAAUUCAGGGGCCAGUUCCGGCCUACUCCAGUACUCCGUUGCCUGACAGGACUGGACCCUAAAGGGCCUUCCCGGAGCUCUGGAGCUCUGCCCUCGGAAUGGUGCAGCUGAUGCAAGAGCCCCAUCGCAUGGCGAUUGGAUCAGCCGAGUUGUGUUGUUUUCAUUUUGUUUUAAGGCAGCUUGUGUGAGGGCUUCAACUGUACCCAUCUUGGGAACUGGGCGUUCCCUUUUCUUCGGCAUUCUGCCAUUCUGUUUGUCUUCAGCACAGAUAUGUUCCAGAAAGCCAGAGACAGGAAGAGCCGUGUUAGUCUUCACGACAGUGGGCCGGGAGAGAGAAUGAGCUGAUGGUCUAUUUUAACCUCGAGAGUAAGAGUGUGUAUUUUGUCACUGCAGGUACAUUGAACAGUAAAAUGAGUAACAGCAGAGUAUAUAUAUAUUUGAUGCCUUCUGUCUCCUCAUGAUAAUGUGCUAACAAGUUGUGUUAGCAAUUUACUUAGCCAGAGUUUUGUUCAUUUGCUAGGCCUUGGGAACAUAAAGUAUAUUGGUCUUAAGCAUAAAUAAAUAUAGGGUAACCUAUAUUUGGAUUGUGACUUGUAGACUCAAACUAACCUUACUGCCUCUUUUUCACACUUGUUGGAAAGUCUGUGAAGAACAUAGUAGGUUAAAAAUCUCCAACUUUGGAAAAUGUACAUGAUGUGAAACUGGGGUGCUAUGUUAAAAAUAAAUGUACGAUAACUGUUUUU